Daucus carota subsp. sativus is the source of this 789-nucleotide messenger RNA. RefSeq lists its product as uncharacterized. The record is from RefSeq and is a predicted model, not a curated record. The transcript is spliced from 5 exons. Lineage: Eukaryota; Viridiplantae; Streptophyta; Magnoliopsida; Apiales; Apiaceae. The coding region runs from base 76 to 573 and encodes 165 amino acids.
GGCCAGCUACAGAAUUAUUUUACUGAAGGAGAAACCUAUGAUGUGAAUAACUUUGUUGUUAGGCGAUAUGCGGACAUGCAACAUGGUAGAUGUUUUAAGAAUGAUAUCUACAUCCAGUUAAACAAUUUGACUGAAGUUAUGGUUACUGGAGGUGUGGAUUACAUCCAGCAGCAUGUAUUCGAUUUUACUGAUUUGGAUUCUUUGUACACUGCUGCACAGGAACAGAAAUAUCUGAUUGAUGUUGUGGGGAUUUUGGAACAAGCUGGGCCACUCACUCACUUUAGAAACCGCCUCGGUCAAGAAGAGCAGUGUGUUGAGUUUAGAAUCACUGAUAUGUUCACAUCGGCCAGAGCAGUUUUCUACAAUGAAAUGGCAGAAGAGUUUCACCAACCUAUCCAACAAGCCAACCAACAUCCAAUAGUGGUUAUCAUCUCGAGCUGCAAACCUCAAAUGUUCUCAGAGGAGCCAAACGUAACAAACUUCCAAGCUACAAGAUUUUUCAUUAAUCCAAAUCAUGAGGCAGUUGAUGAUUUGAGGAACGCUUUAAGUGUGGCUAAUUGGCAAAACCACUAACGAGGUCCUGAGGUGAUCUGCUCUUUCCAAGGCCUGCUGUUUGAAGAGUUUCUCUUUCCGCUUAAGCAUUUUGUUGUUGUAUAAUCCAGAUUUAAAACUUCGUCAUUUCACUGCCUGCCUUUGCUUUCAUUUCAGUUUUUUAAAUAUAACCCGUGUGUAACCAAGUAUUAGUCUGGACAAAUGCUGUAAUGCGAACUGAAUUUCAUUUCGGUACAA